This is a messenger RNA of Ornithorhynchus anatinus (platypus), 2003 nucleotides long. RefSeq names its product lysine demethylase 8 (gene KDM8). Lineage: Eukaryota; Metazoa; Chordata; Mammalia; Monotremata; Ornithorhynchidae. The record is from RefSeq and is a predicted model, not a curated record. The transcript is spliced from 8 exons. Gene Ontology annotation, cellular component: nucleus. Bases 183 to 1394 code for a protein of 403 amino acids. Gene Ontology annotation, molecular function: histone H3K36 demethylase activity.
GCGCACACACAAACAGGACUGUAAGGCGCAUGCGCGGGGGGUGGAGGAGCGAACGGGACUGUAAGGCGCAUGCGGAGAGAGAACACACACAGAGGACGUUUCAAGGCGUCGCUAGAAAGGAGAGGAUCUCUCAAGAUAAUCCUUAGAGAACGACGCCUGGGUGCACUCUUCCAGGGCCUCCCAUGUCGGAAACAAGCUCCUGCUGGGCGGAUCUGAUGGCAUUGCUGCCCAAAUCCAAGGAAGACCUGAAGCUGGCGUUCAGCGACACAAUCGAAAGAAGCGUAAUCAUGUUACUUCAGCAAGCUGGGGAGCUUUUCUAUGGCGACAGAAGGGCCGAAUGUCUGCAGACGAGUGAAAUAAUAAUAGACUACUCCUGGGAAAAACUCAACGCUGAGACUUGGAAAGACGUAGACAAAGAAUGGAGACAAGUGUAUUCUUACGGCUGCCUCUUCAAAGCUCUUUGCUUAUGCGGCGGUGAGGGUGGGGACGUAGCCGAAGCCAUAAGGAUCUGUGAUAUGGGUUUAUUGAUGGGCGCGUCCAUACUGGGGAACGUCUUGGUUGAAGUUAUUCGCGUCCUCCGGAAGCAUCAUCCACGAGGGGAAAAGUCUACUGAAGGGAGAGACGGAGAACCUAGCAAAAAGAAAAGCAAAACUGAGCCUCCUUCGAUUCCAACUGUGCCCUUAGAAACUGCAGUCCCACAGCUUCACUGUCCUUCCUUAGAAUAUUUUAAGAACAAUUAUUUGAUUCCACAAAAGCCGGUCAUCUUGGAAGGGAUUGCCGACCACUGGCCGUGUAUGAAGAAAUGGAGUUUGGAUUAUAUUCAAGAAAUAGCUGGCUGCCGGACCGUCCCAGUAGAACUAGGAUCCAGAUACACGGACGCACAGUGGUCCCAGACUCUGAUGACCGUCAGCGAGUUCAUCGAGAACUACAUUGUGAACGAGCAGAAUAACGUCGGGUACCUCGCUCAGCAUCAACUAUUUGAUCAGAUUCCAGAACUAAAGCAGGACAUUUGCAUCCCCGAUUACUGCUGCCUGGGGGAAGGAGAUGAAGAAGACAUCACAAUUAAUGCCUGGUUUGGUCCAUCGGGAACCAUUUCUCCUCUUCAUCAAGAUCCCCAGCAAAAUUUCCUAGUCCAGGUAAUCGGAAGGAAGUACCUCCGGCUGUAUUCUCCACAAGAAUCGGAGGCUUUAUAUCCACAUGAGACCCACCUUCUUCACAACACAAGUCAGGUUGAUGUGGAAAAUCCUGACGCGGCUCAAUUCCCGAAGUUUGCGGAGGCUCCGUUUCAAUCUUGCAUUCUCCAUCCCGGACAGGUUCUAUUUAUUCCCGUUAAAUACUGGCAUUACGUGCGAGCCCUUGAUAUCAGCUUUUCUGUCAGCUUCUGGUGGUCAUAGUCAUUUUUAAAAGUCUUCAAUGGGGCGGGGCUCCUGUUACAACAUCUUCCCUGACCAAAAAUCUAAGUGAGACAACAUUUCGUUCCAUCUUUCGGCUUUGAACGUGCUAGGACGUAUCCACUGCACCGAAAGGAACAAACAUCUAGAAAACGGUAAUCAUCAUCCAGCUUCCUUCCGAAGAAGAAAACUACUAUUUCACCUCUGGAGUAUAACUGUGGAAUCUUAAUGCGCUGAAAGACCAACGGGAUGGUCAUUCUGAAAACUGUGUCUAACAGUAAUGAGAUAGGCGUCUUUUAGGCCAGACAGAACUUGGAGAGGGAAUAUGUCUACCAACUCUGUUGUAUUGUGCUCCCCCAGGUACUUAGUACAGUGCUCUGCACCAGUAGGAGCUAAAUAAAUCCCACUGAUGAUAGUUUGUGUGCUGCUGUUCUCCCUGCAAUGACUGAUGAACUUCUCGCUUCAGUUCCUUCAGGAACUGUUUUCGCCAUAUGUUCUAAUGGGGGGGGGGAUACACUUUCACUCUGAGCCUAAAUUGGAAGUCUAGGCAUUUUAUGAUUUCUUUUGAAACUCAGAACUACAGAACAAAUGCAUUAAAAUAUGAUUUUCAAA